Paramecium tetraurelia is the source of this 594-nucleotide messenger RNA. RefSeq lists its product as uncharacterized. NCBI's taxonomy places the organism in Eukaryota, Ciliophora, Oligohymenophorea, Peniculida, Parameciidae. The transcript is spliced from 4 exons. The record is from RefSeq and is a predicted model, not a curated record.
AUGGGUCAAAUGGCUGCAAAACAAAAUCAAAAUCAUAAUUUGGCUGUGUAGGAAGAAAAUUAAGUACAAGAACCUGAUAAAGAAAAUAUGGAAAUAGAAUAUGCUGAUCAAAUUAGUGUUGAAAACUAAAAAUUUCCAUUCUGUAUUGUUUGGACAAGUAUACCCGUUGCAACAUGGCUUAUUCCUUGUAUAGGACAUACUGGAAUUUGUACAUCUGAAGGAACUAUUCAUGACUUUGGGGGACCAUACUAUGUAGCAAUCGAUAAUUUUACUUUUGGAAAACCAUUAAAAUAUGUUAGAUUAAAUAAAGAAUUUGAAGUCUCAAGAUAAACUUGGGAUGAUGCUAUUUUAAAAGCAGAUGAUGAAUUUAAAUAAUAGACGCAUAACUUAUUUACAAAUAAUUGUCAUAGCCAUAUUGCAAAGGCUCUAAUUAAUAUGAAGUAUAAAGGGAAAUAAUCUUAUACUAUGUUUCACAUAUGGCUAAUGCUCAUUAUAAGUGGAUAAUAUGUUAGUUUUGGAAGAUUUGUUAUGACAUUCUUACCAACUAUCAUAUUUUAUGGGAUCAUUUUAAUGGUUGUGUUCUUGAGUAAAUGA